AUGCCUCGUGUCAAGUACGUCCUCCUCGACUGCGACAACACCCUCGCCUUGUCGGAGCGUCUUGCCUUUGAGGCCUGCACCGACUUGACCAACGAGGUCUUGGAGAAAUGGGGCAAGUCCGAUCGCUACACCGUCGAUCAGCUCCUUGAGGACUUUGUCGGCCACAACUUCCGUGGCAUGCUCGUCGGUCUGCAGAAGAAGCACGGCUUCACCAUGACCCCCGAGGAGGUCGAUGCCUACGUUGACCGUGAGCUCGGUGCCGUCACCGCUAAGCUGAGCGAGAAGUGCACUCCCUGCCCCGGUGCCCCCGAGCAACUCGAGUGGCUCAAGCAGCAAGGCUACCCCAUGUCCGUCGUCAGCACCUCUGCCAAGCCCCGUGUUGUUGCCAGCAUCAAGAAGAUCGGCGUCGACCACUACUUCCCCGACGAGCAUGUCUACAGCGCUGCCACCAGCUUGAACCCCCCCUCCAGCAAGCCCGACCCCGCCAUCUACAACUACGCCUGCCAACAGCUGGGCGUCAAGAACUCGGAGUGCGUCACUGUCGAGGACAGCAAGAGCGGUGCCACUGCCGCCAUGCGUGCCGGCAUCCCCCUCAUCGGCUACGUUGGUGUCUACGGCAUCGAGGAGGGCCAGGAGAAGAUGGAGCAGAUGGCCAAGAUCCUCAAGGAACAGUGCAAGGCCGACGUCAUCAUGUACGACUGGAAGGAGUUCCCCGAGUGCCUCAAGAAGAUUGAGGCCUUUUCUUCGGGUCAGAAGGAGGCCUUCACGUCAACCGGCUCGGACCCUGUAGCCAACCUCAACGCUGGCACACCGGAGUUCAUCAAGAACCACCGUAGCGAUUCUACUCGGUACAGUAUCGACGAUAGACCUGGCAGCCAUCGUCCAUCCGGUAUCGACGAUAGACCUGGCAGCCAUCGUCCAUCCGGUAUCGACCCCUACGACAACAAGAAGAACGAGCUUCCACGGGCCAAAGACGAGCCGAAGGGCCUCCCUGUGCCCGGCCGUCGUAAUGCGGUCGCUCACAUUCCUCAGCCCGUGAAGGAGCCAGGGAAGAAGUAG
Molecule: messenger RNA, 1059 nt
Organism: Anthostomella pinea
Lineage: Eukaryota; Fungi; Ascomycota; Sordariomycetes; Xylariales; Xylariaceae
Source: the annotation of a GenBank genome assembly